Molecule: messenger RNA, 591 nt
Organism: Manduca sexta (tobacco hornworm)
Lineage: Eukaryota; Metazoa; Arthropoda; Insecta; Lepidoptera; Sphingidae
Product: junction-mediating and -regulatory protein-like
Exons: 1
Coding region: 1-591 (196 amino acids)
Source: RefSeq, a predicted model, not a curated record
AUGUAUAAUCAUAAUUUUAAUUUCCGAGGGAAUUUUACAUUCCAACCUUUUAUUCCUGCACCAUUUCCACCACCACCACCUCCACCACCUUUGUUUUUUAUCCCACCAACACCAGUUAUGCCAUUGGAAAUAGAAGAUACUAAGGUAAUGAAAUAUUAUGAGUCCCGAAUACCCCCAAAACUACCUAAACCUAAAACUCCAGUUACCAUAUCCCUUCUCAAAGACAAAUUAAAGAGUGUGUUACUGUUGCUAAAUGAUGUAAAAAGUAAAGAAAAUGUGUUGAGAGAGAAUAUGAACUCAUAUUCAGAUGAAGAAUGGAGUUCAAAGUUAAAAGACAUUGCGGAUGCAAAGAAGAAAAUUACAGAAGAAAUGAAUGAUGUUAAUGAAACAGAUUUUUAUGAGAUAAGAAAGAUGAUCACUUCACGUAUUUCAAAACGCAUGCGUCUAAAAAGACAGAAGGUGGAGAGGAUAAUGGACAAAGAACAGAGAAAAAAAGAUAGAGAAGAAAAGUCCAGAAAGAUUGAUGAGUAUUUGCAGCGGGUUAAGGAUGAAUUGAACAAAGCAAAACAGGUAUAUGGGUGUUUUCAGUAA